Trichomycterus rosablanca is the source of this 1139-nucleotide messenger RNA. It is a transcript of the gene nol12, whose product is annotated as nucleolar protein 12. Gene Ontology annotation, cellular component: nucleolus. The record is from RefSeq and is a predicted model, not a curated record. The transcript is spliced from 6 exons. Lineage: Eukaryota; Metazoa; Chordata; Actinopteri; Siluriformes; Trichomycteridae. Gene Ontology annotation, molecular function: rRNA binding. The coding region runs from base 30 to 737 and encodes 235 amino acids.
UUCACACGUGUAACUCAGAUUGCGGCGUGAUGGGUAAACAGAAGAAACAUGGAGGAUUUAAAUCCGCAUCUAAACACAAACCUGCUGCUAAAAAGAGACAAAAUAAACUCGUCCUGGUGUUCGAUGAUGAAGAGCGACAGGAGUUUCUUACAGGAUUCCGCAAGAGAAAGAACGAGAGACGUAAAGCAGCAGUGGAGGAGAUCAAGAACAAACUGAAAGAGGAGCAGAAACGAGUCAGAGAGGAGAGACAUAAAGAAUAUCUGAAGAUGCUGAAAGAGAGACAAGAAGCUCUGGAGGAAGCGGAUGAACUCGACGACGCCGUCACGUCCCAAACCGAGUGUGUGCAGUACAAUCAUCCCAACCACACCGUCACCGUGACAACCAUCAGCGAUCUCGACCUAUCAGGAGCUCAACUGCUGGAGCCGCCAACCAAUCAGGAAGCAGCAGGAAGUGAGGGUGAGGAGGAGAAGGAGAGGAGUGAUGAAGAGAAAGUGAAAGCAUUACCGAAGAAAGCUGGAAAUCCUCUUCUAUCCAAAAAGAUUCAGUCUCUGUCGGCGUCGCUCAACACUUUCACCAAACAGAAGAAGAACAAAAAGAGUAAACAGGAUUUUAGGGGGAGGAGUCAGCAGGGGGACAGGAAGUCGUCAGCCUCUCAGGGCAACAAGCAUCGGCAGGGUAGAACCACCAAGAAGCAGCGGCGACAGAGGACCGGCAGGAGGGGGCGGAGCGACGACUGAGGACUUCCUGUUGUGUUAGUGACGUCUGUGUGAACUGUCCUGAUAAAAUCAUCAGCCUUAUAUAAGAGAGAUAAAAACAUGAAUAAUUGUGGAUGUUACAGCUUCAGUCACUGCACGGUCAGGUUCAGGCUCAAACACACCGGGCGGGACGUCUCUGGGUCCAGCAGUCGGAUUGUAGAAUUGAUGACUGGGUGUGACUGAUUUUUACUGAUGAAUGUUAAUGGUUACCAGUUAAACUGUACAAACGUUUGGAGGUUUUGUUUAAUUCUUCACCCUCUGAAACUGCCUGUUCAGGACUGAAGUCACCAUGUUUAUGAACUAAACAAUUCCAGAGCUGAUUUUGUACUGUUUUUUAUUCAGGUUUAUUAUAAUCAGGCUUUAGAAUAAAUUCUUUCAAAAGAA